Molecule: messenger RNA, 1605 nt
Organism: Aureobasidium musti
Lineage: Eukaryota; Fungi; Ascomycota; Dothideomycetes; Dothideales; Saccotheciaceae
Source: the annotation of a GenBank genome assembly
UUGGGUUACGAAGCAGACUUGAUGGAGGAAGCUCAGCAUGUUCAAGCGUUCGUCGCGAACCCAUGCUACGAGUUUAAGCCGGCGUGGCCGAUGGCGCAUGGACCAGGUGGAGCGAUUUCGGCCGCCAAGGAAGAAAUCACGACAGACAACCGAGGGGACUACCAUCGAUCAGAUAAGAUCCUGUACCUCCCAUCUACCCUCGGUCCCCCAAACCACAACUUCGACAUGACGACUCUGGCAUCGGCUCAGUCACAACCUUCAACUCUGUAUCCCGCCACCACACAGGAUGGCACGUCUGUCGCUCUGUUCCGCGCCGCUGGAGAUGGCGCCCCGCCUCAGCUGAAGAGAAGUAUCGGCUCAAUCGACAGCGCAAUGGACGCUCACUCUCCCAUCUCAGCGGCCUCGCCCGACGAUGCACCACCUGGCAAGAUCGCUAUUCCGGCCUUGAAGCGUCCACGGAACGACUCGACCGUCAAUAAUGGGCCACUCAGCAGAGACGUCGUCCUCAAGCCACGACCGAAGCCUGGUCGCAAGCCUAUGGCCGACCAGAAUGACUCAUCGGACAAGCGGAAGACUCAGAACAGAAUGGCACAGCGCAACUUUCGCGACCGCCGUGCUCAGAAGUGCCAUGAGCUUGAACUUGAAAAUGAGCAGUUGAAGAAAGACAAUGGGGCCGACCGCUCUGCCUGGAUGGAACAGCUCAGGCAGCGCGAUGCCGAGAAUGCAAGACUCUCGACCCAAUUAGCAGAUGCCAAUGCUAAGGCGGUCCAAAUCGACCUUGAGAAUCGUCGGCUCACAGAGCGCAUUGCAGAAAUGCAGAGGGAANNCUUGGUACAUACCGCCAAGGCUCAUCAUGCCAAUGCUCAUGCUCAUCCUUCCCACCCCCAGCGUUCUGUUGUUGCUUCAAACCUUGUUUCAUCUGUUCAUCACAUUCUUACACCACCAUCAGACCACGACGAGUAUGAAGUCGACUUCACUAACAUAUAUGCAUCACGUAAACCAUCUGCAUUCACAUCUGGACUCGGCACAGAUGAACAUUGUGGUUUCUGCAGCGAUGUAGAGAAUUGCAUCUGUCGCCAACAAGAGGAGCUCAACAACAAGAGUCUUCCCAACCUUCCACCUAUUGACUCAUCGCGUGCUAUCACGCAACCCAAAUUGCCCUCUGACAUCUCCACCCCCAGUUUUCUGGAGGCGCGAACCGAAGCUUCUGGUCCAGGUACCUGCGACAUGUGCCUUGCUGAUCCGGAGAAAGCGAGACAGUGCAGAGAGCUUGCUGAAGUUGCUUUCAAAGACAAGGAAGCUGCAGCAUCACGCGCCGAAGACUCCAGCUCCAAAGACAUUGGCACUGUCACUCUUCGACGUCUCAAGCAGCUCGACUCCAAGCCUCAGGAGCGAACUUCAUGCUCUGACUUCUUCCAACAAGCACAACAGAGGAAUGUCAGGCUCAGACGAGACGACUACCAACAGAUCAAACAUGUGUAUCGCCUUGAUGGUCGAUCCCAACAUUCUNNCCCUUACAUGGAGAUGGAUACUCAAGAUGCUGCUCAUGCUUUGGCUGCUCUUUCCAGACAGGAUACCAGGUCUGGCGCGGACCGCCAAUCUUAA